AUGGUCGACACACAAAGCCUUCGCCCUCGCCCUCGCCCUCUGGUUAAUGACGGCCCAGUGGCCAGCAAACGCCAGACUCGAAGCAGUGCUACUACGUGCGCAUCGUUGAACAUGGAGCACGAGAUCGAGUCACCUUCACCGGCAUGCUGCGCGCUGAGUGUCGCAUCCCCACUCAAUGCAUUCGACGAGCCGGCUAGACGGGAAGUUCGUACACGUACCAUUACUGCCUCCAGACUCGGUUCGAGUCGCAGACUUGCUAAACUACGGCUCGCACGGCUCGCUGCGCCGCUUCGAACACGCCACAGCCCCCACCGCCCCCCUCGCCUGUGAAGCCAACCUCAUGGACCCCGCCUUCACCCGCGCCCUCGGACACGUCGUUGGAUUCAUUGCUGCAGAUAUCGCAGGACUCUGACCGCCCCUCGUCCCAGAGUCAAUACGCACCCCCUCGCAACCGAGCCUACGAUCGUAUGAUCGAGAGGCUUCUCUUGCCCGAGCUGAAUGAAGACGUCGAUCAGGCCUUCAUCGAGUAUGAGAUCAUCCCACGCAUCGUGAUAUGCAGCACGUCCGGCUUGGUGCACUCGGCGUUUGGGAUUGAGCCAACCCAAUUCAGUGGACAGGCGCAAGAAGCUCUCGCUCAAGUUGGCCGAUCAGCGCUUCGAGCCAUGUUCGACGUGGACUGCAGGCGACCGAUCGAGCAAAGGAUGGCAGACUGGGUCUUACCACUUGCGCAAUUUGUGAGUGCCAUGUCCCCAGUAUUGGUCAUUCCAGAGGUCGUAUGUGAGGACGCUGAUUCAAAGAACUCCGUUCGCGACUCAUUGACGGCACAGGCAUCCGGUGCGCGUGGUCGGCAGCCACAUCUGACGCUCGCACAUGCAAAACGGUGUGCUCGUUUAUCCAACCUAUGCCACCCCGGCAGACCUGAUCUGAUCGAACACCACCAUUUUUUGACGUGCUGCAACGGGCUGACCUCGGCGAAGGGGGGAUCGAUCGCGCGGGCUACGCUCGUCCCGUUGGCUUUUGGAGCCUGUGACUCGGAAGAUGAUUCGCGUGAAACCCCAUACCCUCUCGUCGAUGUCGUGCUCGACCUGGCACGGGAUGUGCUCACGCAACCGGCACGCAUGUACGCGCCUGGCUUCGCCAUCCAUGAUGACGACACCGCCUACCUCGUCGUCCUCGAUAACGAGGGGUGCCGGAUCGCCAUCAUCUCGGACCGCUGGGGCGAGGGCUUUGGCGAGCUCGCUUCGGUGCUUUCCGUUCUACUCGGGCUGGACGUCUACUCGGCCGGACUGUCACCUCUGUUUCGCUAUGCAUGCGACCUCGAGACCGGCAUUGCCCCCGUCGCAUUGUGUACGAGAUAUCUUCGACCGUCCGAGCUCGAAGUAGACGCCCCCCUGGUCGGUCGCACCGUAGAGUUCAUCGCCGAGGAACCCGUCAGGCUUGUUGACUCCACAGUCGCCAACGGCAGCUCCGUCUUUGGGCGGUCUACGGUCACACUUCAGCUUACGCGCCCGAGCUUGGUAACCUGCUCCCCAGCGGUAUCGACGGACUACCUAGAGCCCUCGUUCGUGGUCAAGAUCCAGCUCACGACGCAGAAUUUUGUCGGACACGAAGCGGAUGUGCUGAACAAAAUCGUCGAGCGCUGCGCAGCCGAGGCUCCGUCGGCAUCGGCGCAGCUCAUCGAAAGACAUGUCGCGCUCCCCGAGAAGGCCAAGUCGCUCGGCCGUCAUCGAUCGCAAAUGGAGGACAGCGCCUUGCCCAUACUCCUGGACUCGGAAAACUCCGAACAACGACUGCGAGACUCGCCUCGGCACACACUUGAUGUGGUCGUCAUGCGCAAUCCUACUCCUCUACCUGCGCCCCUCGACGAUGCCCGCGCUCAGCAGCGCACACUCUUCCAGUUUUGCCAAGUUUUCGACCAGCUUCUCACCCUUCUGCCUGCGCUCUUCGAUCUCGGCAUCCACCAUCGCGAUUUGUCGAUCGGCAACAUCCUCCAAUACCAAGGACACCUUGUUCUGGUCGACUGGGAGACAGGCAUCGUUGCCCAGCCGGGUGAACAGGUUCCUGUCGCUACCGAAGACGCCGGUUCGAUCCGAUUCACGCGCGCGACCGUAUCCUGGGAGGUUCGCUCCUGGCUCCUGCUGGGUGCGCAGUUCAGCAGGCUCCCUUCGCAUGCCCUGCACCACGACUUCGAGUCAGCGGUCUAUUGGUUCUUGUUCGUUCUGGACGAGUUCGUCGGCAACUGCUUCUCUGCCGACUUGUGGAUAGACCUGGACCUUCGCCCCCGUGGCCGCGGUCGACGGCGGCGUCCGGUGUUUCCGAUGGAUCUCGCCCGCACGGAGCUAUGGGGGAACGGCGAGUACCCCAACUUGCACAAACUGUUCCUCAAAGAUUUUGAAAAGCUCGGCCCGGAAAUGCACGGCUUUGUGGAGCGUAUGAUGUGCACCCUUCCGUUCGAUCUUGGUACUCGAGGGGCAAGCGAGGCCGAGGUCGCGGUCGCAAACAAGCAAAAGAUGGCCGCCGUCCAGGCGGAAUUGCCGGAGAUACUGGAAGUGGUGUCUCGACUUUGGACUCCGCGCGCGUCUGCCUUUCCCGCGUAACCAUCACCACGCUUAUCGCGUCGUGCUGUGCCCAAUUCACCUUUCGUCUCCUUCGCUAUGGUCUCGACUCCUAGACUUUCGCCCUCGAGCUCGACCGUCUGCUAUUGCUACAUUCGGUAGAUCGAGCACCGCCCACUCAAGCGCCGCCUCCCCUGACCAAGCUCCCCAGUUUCAGGGCUUGCUCCUCUCUUGUCUUUCUGCAACUCGAUUCUCGUAAGGGGUCAUAUGCUUGCUCUUGUCCUUCGUCCUUCGUGAUAUGUAUCGAUCGGAUCACGAGGGUAUUUUUGGUCGUUGCCGUGAGACGAUGACGCUGCAGUAAUGUCUGUAUUCCUCUUUCCCGCUGAUUGAAUUCUUCCUUACUCUUGAUUGAGAAUGUGAGCCUUCUCUACUCCUAAUUCGGAUUGUCGGCCUCUCUAUGCGAUGAAAGCUUAGAGUCUCACAAGAUUUCGUCGUCAAAGCCCAGACGCAGGUCUCUGCAACGGUACCCGCGGUACCCGCCUUAUCCUUAUCGUCUCCCACGCAAGAUCGCGAGUCAUUCAAGCCGUCAUCUUGAUCGGAGAUCGAGCGGGUACCAUGCUUUGCAUCCCUCGCGUGCGACUUGAGGCGAGUGCGACUAGCAGUCGUCAACUUGGUUUCACUGCGCCGGCUCCAAUUCCCGCUCCGAGUUGCCUUGGCCAAGACAAUCAACAUAACUCAAGGUCAAUCACUCGAUCGUGAUGGCGUCGCUCUUUCCCUGCAUCCCGUUUUCACUCAUGGGCAGCUGUAUGUGGCAUUGUCUCGAGCCAUGAGUGUUGAUCGAAUCAAGGUGCUUCUCCUCUCUCGCGACCCCGCCGAUGAUGACGACAACCUACAAGCCGUCGAUCGAGCGGCAGCCGCACCCAUCGUAACCCCAAACCCAAUAUUCCGCUUUGUUCUCAGGGCGAUGAAUGGAGAAUAG
Molecule: messenger RNA, 3534 nt
Organism: Microbotryum saponariae
Lineage: Eukaryota; Fungi; Basidiomycota; Microbotryomycetes; Microbotryales; Microbotryaceae
Source: the annotation of a GenBank genome assembly